CUUCUUCUUUUCUUUCUUUCCAAGGGAAAAAGAAGAACUUUCAACGUUGAGAUUCAUUGAAGGAACCACCAGAGCUGUUUUCAGUUAUUUCAAGGUCUUUAUAAUAAGAUCCGCCAUUGCCUUCCCCCCUUUUUCACCCAACGUACACAAUUGCAAAGAGAAAGGCGGAGGUUACGUGGGGGAGAAGAAACGAAAGAGACUCUGUUUACUGUCCAGUUUUUUCAGAUCAGGAAAAAGAUCGCCGGUGUGUGUUUUUGUUUUUGUUUUUUAACUUUCCUUUCCUUUCCAUUUAAGCAUUUCAUCAUGAUGCCGUAUUGAUGUCAUCAAAAGUGACGAUGUUUGAUUCUCUAUCAGCUUUUUUAUAUACUCCGUGCUCGACAAGGAUUCCUCAUCCCAAUACCAAAAUCAUCAUCCAUUGACUAUUGUCACCGCCUGUAUGCUUUAACGGUUCCCUUUUCUGAACUGCCUCUACUGCCAGGAACAGAAGUAUUCAAAGGACCGUUCUGCUUGCUCUCUGAUCAAUGGCGGCCGUGUUGCAAGAAGAAAAGGUAGUGAUUGUUGGAGCUGGUAUAGCUGGGCUAGCAACAUCCUUGGCUCUGCACAGGCUUGGAAUCAAAAGCCUGGUGCUGGAAUCAGCAGCGAGCUUGAGGAUUACUGGGUUUGCGCUGGGAACGUGGACUAACGCCUGGAGAGCUCUGGACGCUCUUGGUUUGGGAGAUAUUCUUCGUCAACAACACCGGCUGCUUGAUGGAGUGGUUGCUGCUUCCACGAUUACAGGAAAGACCACAGCUGAAAUGUCUUUUGCUGGUACCGGACAUGAGAUUCGGUGUGUGCAGAGGAAACUGUUGCUUGAAGCCAUGGAAAGGGAGCUCCCAAAUGGUACUAUAAGGUACUCCUCCAAAGUGACGACUAUGGAGGAAUCGAAGUCGGGCUAUUCCAAGCUGCUGCAUCUUGAUGAUGGUACCAUCAUCAAAACCAAGGUGUUGAUUGGCUGUGAUGGAGUGAAUUCCGUAGUGGCAAAGUGGAUAGGAUUGAACGAGGCAGUAACUUCAUGCAGAUUAGCAAUUAGAGGUACUGCAACGUUCCCAGAAGGCCAUGGCUUUGCCUCCAAGCUCUUCAUGUUUGCUGGAAAUGGCUUUCGAGCUGGCUGUCUCCCUUGCAAUGAUAAAACCAUAUACUGGUUCUUCUCCUGGACACCCUCUAUCCAAGAAAAGGAACUCCAAUAUAACCCUUCUAAGUUGAAGGAGUAUGUGCUGAGCAAACUUCACAAUGCACCCAACCUGAAGAAAGUCGUGGAGAAAACCGAAUUAGAUUGCGUUUUGUCAUCUCCUUUGCGCUACAGAAGCCCAUGGGAGUUUGUGUGGAAGAGCUUAACCAAAGGUGGCGUCUGUGUUGCUGGGGACGCCCUGCAUCCCAUGACGCCUGAUCUUGGGCAAGGUGGCUGUGCUGCCUUGGAAGAUAGUGUCACUCUUGGCAGGUGCCUUGCAGAGGCCUUAAACAAGAACUCUAACGUGGAGAACAACGAAUCAGACGACGAGGAAGAGUGCAGAAGGAUUGAGCUCGGGCUGAGUAAUUAUGCCAAGGAGAGAAGAUGGAGAAGCUUUCAGUUCAUCACUGCAGCUUAUUUGGCUGGCCGUCUGCAACAGAGCCAAGGGACGAUUACAACGUUUCUGAGAGAUCGUGUCUUGGCUAACUUUCUUGCUGGGUUGCUGUUGAAAAUUGCUGCAUUCGACUGUGGGAAGCUUACUAGCAAAUAGCCAUAGUUCUUUCUUCACAUUGUUGUAAGGAGGCAGAAUCUUGUAUCGAAAGCAAAAUUCCAAACCCACACCUCCAUUCUCGCCGGCUUCGAUCUUGGAGUGCGGUGGUGAUUGGAUUUAUCGAAAAUUUCAGAACUUUCUCAGCUUGCAUAGCCCCUUCCGUCCUAGCUUUGCUUUCAUUAUCCGCAUGACAAACUUUUCAGGACUUCUCUCAAGUUCAUCAUCGAAAUUUACAUAUUGGUCCAAUGUCUUUAUGUCACUUAGAUCCAUAAAUCCAAUCACCAAUUCAUUUGAUUCAAAUUCAUGAAUCUUACAAUCCACUAAUUCAAUCCAUGAAUCCAAACCAUACUUCACCUCUACUAGCGGGUCAUAUGCAACUUGGUGAUAGUAAGAUCACAAAAUUUGUUAGAGAUCAUGCAUUGGCCCAGUUUCUUGCUUGGUUUUAGUUGAAGAUGACAGAAUACGGAUGCGGGAAGCCCACUAGCAAUACCUGACUUGAUUUGUAGUCUCUUCUCGUUAAAAUUUUCUAAAUUUUGUGAACCAAUUUGCUUAUAAUUUGAAUGUAGUGGAUUCAUCAAGAAUCUGAUUGAUUGGACAAUUAGAUUAAUUUGUAACCCAAUAAAUUGAGCUUGUUAUCCUUCCUGAAAUCUGAUUAUGCUUAAUCAAAUCUUCUAGUUUGACAUGAUCAAAAUUAGCUGACUAUAACUCGUUUAACCUAUAAUUGUAGACUCGCAAUAAUUUUGAUCAUUUAUC
This is a messenger RNA of Linum trigynum, 2510 nucleotides long. The record is from the annotation of a GenBank genome assembly. NCBI's taxonomy places the organism in Eukaryota, Viridiplantae, Streptophyta, Magnoliopsida, Malpighiales, Linaceae.